Molecule: messenger RNA, 2883 nt
Organism: Dothidotthia symphoricarpi CBS 119687
Lineage: Eukaryota; Fungi; Ascomycota; Dothideomycetes; Pleosporales; Dothidotthiaceae
Product: Piwi-domain-containing protein
Exons: 5
Coding region: 1-2883 (960 amino acids)
Molecular function (GO): nucleic acid binding; protein binding
Source: RefSeq, a predicted model, not a curated record
AUGUACUAUCCAUCGCCACAGUCGCUUUCCGAGCAAGAACAGUUUCCUACGGAUACCGGCAAAGUCUGGCAACUACCAAAAGCUCUCGAAAAUCGAUCUGCUGUGCUGAACAAUAUUCAGGAGCCGAAGUACGCAUUGAGAGAACGCUUCUUCUCUAACCAGUUCAAGAAAACGGACGAGGGCCAGCUGCCCGUCCCAAAGGCGGUUCUCACUAACCAUUUCGAAUAUCAGGUCACCACUGAGACAUUCUACGAGUACAAGGUCAUCGAUCUUGGAACCAAGAAUCGCAAAAAGCUCAAAAUGUUGUUUGAGAGAGCUAUUACAACUUGGCCCUUUCUGAGAGACAACCAGGAACUCUUCGCCACGAACCACAUCGAUACUAUUGUCUCUUGGAAACCUCUGCAUGCUGAUCUGCGUGAUGGUAAGGACCUUGGAGGCGGCAGUGCUGAGUGGACCCAGACUGUUCCAGAUGGAAACAACAACGUCCCAGCGACUUUCAGGUUUGUGAAGAGAAUCUUUACUGACAGUCUUCGACAAUACGCGGCAGCCAAUCCCAACUACGAACAUGAGAAUUUCGACGACGUAGCUCGGUGUCUGAACAUCGUCAUCUCUAAGAGCUUCGACUCCGAAGUGCACAAGCUCUCUUCGAACAAAUUCUUUGUCAAGAAUGCCCGUGUUCCUCUGACUACAGGAAAACUCAGCCCCCCCUCCAAUUGUCUUGAAAUGAUCCGUGGGUAUUUCUACACCGUCAAGCCUGGUAUGGGAAACAUCAUCCUAAACUUCAACAUCUCAACCAGCGCAGUCUUCCGUCCGAUACGAGUAGACCAGUUCCUUACGUCCAACGAUAACACGUUCGAGGCUAACAAGCUUGAACACAUCCUGAAAGGUAAGAAUGUGUAUGUUACCCGCAAUCGCAAGGACGCCGAUCCAAAGAAGCAAGAAAGGCUCAACAGCGAAGAAUCUCGAUACUGGAAGGUUUUCGAACUUCAGCGUGAGGGAAAUAUCGAGGACUUGACGUUUCCAAAGAAGAAGGUUGAUGCCAACGGCAAGUUUAUGACAAACGCGGAUGGAACCUAUCAGUAUGAGGAUCGCCGGAUUCGAGUAGUUGACCACCUGACACAAGGCAAGCAAUUCAAAUAUGGCUCCUUACUGUUUGGUUCACCUCCCAUCAAGGACCGGCCGGCUGUGAACGUUGGUUCGUUCUCUCAUCCAGUGUGGUACGCUCAGGAACAUCUUCGUAUCGUUCCAUACCAAGCAUACACGCGUCCAGUGCCCAACAAGUACACUGCAACGAUGGUGACAGAAGCCGCCCGAAGCCCAUCUGCCAACCGGGCUUUCAUUGAAAAAGAAGGUCUUCGCAGUCUCGGCUUCACAACUGGCGCUGACGCGGUUCCAUUCGUAACCAGAUUCCUCCAAACAUCACCACCGAAGUCGUUCAAAUACGCCAUUCUCACAGCUCCAGGAUGUGACCGCACGACUGGAGAUUAUUAUGACACACAAUUACGAAAGCACUUUGACAAAUGUGGCAUCAAGAAUGACCAGGCAAAAAGGGUAGAGCCCAUAGGGCUCUCUUCUGUGCUCGAAUCAACCGAAGAGGCCGAUUUGGAGAAGAAGCUACAGGAAGUUCGCGACUCUGGUGCACGCCUGGUAUUCCUAGUGCUACAUCGUGCCAGUACAACGGUUUAUCGAGACUUCAAGAACCUCGCCGACCGUCGCUUUGGGAUGCACUCAAUAUGUCUAGUGGAAAAGUGGAAGAAUGAGCAGGAGACUAACCAAAUCAUGACCAACGUCAUGAUGAAAAUGAAUCUCAAGCUCGGGGGCGUCAACCACGGAGUUUCUGACGUUGUUCAGUGGCUCAGAAACACCAUGGUCUUGGGUGCGGAUUUGGUCCAUCCUGGAAGCGGCGCAUUUCCGGGUACUCCAUCAAUCGCUUCCAUUGUCGGUUCGGUCGACUCUCAUGGUGGAAAAUGUCUUGGAUCCAUGCGACUGCAGAGCAUUGAGAAAACAGACCGUGAGGUAAGCCUCUCGGUGGAAACCAUGGUUCUCGAACGACUGAAAGCUUGGGCGGCGGUGAAUCGAAACAGUCUUCCGGACAACAUCAUCUACUACAGAGACGGAGUUUCCAGUGGUCACUAUCCCAAGGUGAAACACGAAGAGCUUACCGCUAUUCGAUCUGCCUACAAGAUUGCCAGAGGAAAAGCAGGCCUGCCUCCAAAGAAACUCAACUUGACCGCCGUGAUCGUAACGAAACGUCACCACACUCGCUUCUACCCAAUCGACUUCGGCGAUAAGGACAAUCACGGUAACAAUAACUGCCUCCCAGGAACCUGUGUCGACAAACUCGUAACAUCACCAUACUACCAAGAUUUCUUCCUACAGUCACACAGCGGCAUCAAGGGAACCGCAAGACCCACGCAUUACUUCAUCCUCGAGAACCAGAUCCCAGGCAUGAGCUUGGAGAAACUGCGCGAUCUGACUCACAACCUGUGUUACUCGUACGUCCGCUCCAUGAGCGGGGUGUCCUACGCGUCCCCAACCUACUACGCCGACCGCCUCUGCGAGCGCGGAAGAAUGUACAUCCGCAAGUACUUCAACGGUGACGAAGACGCCCUCUGGACUGAGCUCCACGAUCUAAAGAAGACCAUCGAAGAUGCACAGAAGGCGGACAGAGCUGCGCGAUAUGGCGGCGGCUCGCAUGUCAAGUCCAAGGCGGAAAAGGACCUGGAGGGUGAUCAUGCCAAGAGUGUCAUCGACAACCAGAAGGCGUAUGUCUUUGAGAAGAUCGAGAGUGAGUUCUACAUGUAUCGGGACAGUUCUGAUGAGGCCGAGAAAUCGGAUAAUCCUUGGCCGAAAACUAUGGAUGGAACUAUGUUUUGGAUGUGA